AUGGCCGACAAGAUGGACCGAGGUCUCGAUGAGAUCAUUGCCGAGACCCGCAGCAGCGGCUCCCGGAACCGGCGCGGCGGCGGCGGUGACCGUCGUCGCGACCGCAUCGAGUCCCCUCGGGAUGGCGUGAGAAAGGCUUUCGCCGAGGAGGCCCUGUGUCCCGGCGUCGGCGCGAAUCCCCCGAUCGCACGUGGCCACCCGAGGGCCGCGAAGCUCCGGGUCGAGAACAUUCAUUACGACUUGACCGAGGAAGAUCUGGAUGAGCUCUUCGCCAGAAUUGGUCCGGUCGUACGGCUACAGCUGCUCUUCGAUCGCGCAGGACGCUCCGAAGGCAGAGCAUAUGUCACGUACGAAUCGAUGGACGAUGCGCAGGAGGCCAUCCGUCAAUUUGACGGCGCCAACGCCAAUGGCCAACCGAUUCGCCUCAACCUGGUUCCCUCUGGUCCGGCGCGGAACCCAUUCGACACGGCCGUGAUGCCUGGUCGUCCGCUGUCCGAGAGGGUUUCCAUCCCCGGCCGCCAGACGCGCUCCGUGUCGCCUCGCCGGCGUUAUGACGAAGACGAUGCAGCCCGCAAGGGAAUUGACAGGUACAUCCCGGGCAGCGGCAGCCGUUCCAGGAGUCCGGCGCCCCGAUAUUCUCGCGGCGGCCGUCGUCCGGGCCUCAGGCGAGAGGUCGGUGCCAGGGAGCAGCAAGGAUACCAAUCCGCCAGGGGAGGAGGCCGAACCCAUACACGCACGAGGAAGACGCAAGACGAGCUUGAUGCGGACAUGGCAGACUAUUUUGGAGCCGGUGCUUCCACCACUACUACUACAGCGGUCGGGCCCGACGACGUCGACAUGAUCGAAUGA
Drechmeria coniospora is the source of this 849-nucleotide messenger RNA. RefSeq lists its product as uncharacterized. The transcript is spliced from 6 exons. NCBI's taxonomy places the organism in Eukaryota, Fungi, Ascomycota, Sordariomycetes, Hypocreales, Ophiocordycipitaceae. Gene Ontology annotation, cellular component: nucleus. Bases 1 to 849 code for a protein of 282 amino acids. The record is from RefSeq and is a predicted model, not a curated record. Gene Ontology annotation, molecular function: mRNA binding. Gene Ontology annotation, biological process: mRNA export from nucleus.